AUGCCACCACGAUCAAGAACCCGCCAACAACCCGUCCGGGAACCGUCGCCGUCGCCGUCGCCGGUUGUCUCGGAAAACGAGUCAAUUGAAGAGACCAUUUCCCAGGGUGAAGGGGACGAUUACGAGAACUUGGACGACGACCAGGAACCAACACUUGAGAGCGCAAUGCCGGAAUCGUCAAUCGAAGGUCUAAAGGAAAUUGGCAAUCUUGCCUGUUGGACUGUCUCCUCUGCGAAGCCUGGCAACGGAGUCGAGCAGUUGCGGGAUGAGAAUACGAAUUUGUUCUGGCAAUCUGAUGGACCGCAACCGCACACUAUUAACAUUCACUUCGCGAAACGGGUCUUCGUCAGGAAGAUUAGGAUGUACCUCGACUUUGAAAACGACGAAUCCUACACCCCUACCCGCAUGUCUAUUCUCUCAGGGACGGGGUACCACGAUUUGCAGGAGGUUACAACUAUGAAUUUCGAGCAACCUAGUGGGUGGAUUAAUGUCCCCCUUGACGGGGUGCAUGAGGAUUUAAAAAGCGGUCGCUUGAGGACAUUCCUCAUACAGGUAUGCAUCCAUGCGAAUCAUCAGAAUGGUAAAGAUACGCAUGUUCGUGGGUUGCAGAUUUUCUCUGAUGAGCCGUCGAGCUUCAACCCUGAUGAAGUGCCUUUUACCUCUAAGAAGGUGUUUGCGGAACUAGAGUUGCGUUAG
Tuber melanosporum (Perigord truffle) is the source of this 696-nucleotide messenger RNA. RefSeq lists its product as uncharacterized. Gene Ontology annotation, biological process: anaphase-promoting complex-dependent catabolic process; protein K11-linked ubiquitination. Bases 1 to 696 code for a protein of 231 amino acids. The record is from RefSeq and is a predicted model, not a curated record. The transcript is spliced from 5 exons. NCBI's taxonomy places the organism in Eukaryota, Fungi, Ascomycota, Pezizomycetes, Pezizales, Tuberaceae. Gene Ontology annotation, cellular component: anaphase-promoting complex.